Symbiodinium pilosum is the source of this 731-nucleotide messenger RNA. The record is from the annotation of a GenBank genome assembly. Lineage: Eukaryota; Dinophyceae; Suessiales; Symbiodiniaceae.
AUGAGCGGUAUCUUGGAGGAUCCUGGGCGCAAGGAUGAGGUGGAGGCUUCCUUGCAAAAGCUCCAGGAUCUCAAAGACACCUCCGAGGUCACUGCGGCGCUGUUGUCACUGGAGGCGGCCACCCUCCGCAGCUCCAGCUGCCAGCGCCGUUUUCUGCAGCUGGAUGGCUCUGGCGUGUUGCUGAAAAGCAUGGAAGUGCACCUGGAUGAUCAAAAGAUUCAAAUCAUCGGCUGCCGCGUGCUGCAGCAUUUGGCUUCCUUGGUGUCCCUGGAGGCAGCUGAGGUCUUGGCCAAAGCAGGAGCCUGUGAGGUGAUCAAAAGCAGCUUAGAGGCGCACACGAACGCCGCACUGCAUCAGGCAGCUCUCCAGGCACUGGAGCUCAUUGCUUUCACAGGCUCGGAGGCCCGUGCCCGCGCCAUCAAUUGUGGCUGUCCAGAAGCUGUGGUCGCCUCGCUGAAACGCUUCCGGAGCGAUGCCAAUGUGCAGCAGGCCUGCUUGGCAGCCCUGCAGGCCCUGCUCGAAGAUUCUUGUGGCACAGAAGCAGAGGAGGCCAACUGCCAAGAGACCGUCGCCAAGUCCGGUGGCAUUGCCGCCAUCGUGGGGGCGCUUGCGGAUCACCGGGAUGAUGCACAGCUCCAGUACUGGGGCCAGGUGGUACUGACAGCACUUUGUCAUGACAACGUCAAGCUGCGUGCAGAAGCUCAGCAGAAGUGCCACUGGCAGCGAAUUGA